Molecule: messenger RNA, 3546 nt
Organism: Liolophura sinensis
Lineage: Eukaryota; Metazoa; Mollusca; Polyplacophora; Chitonida; Chitonidae
Product: kynurenine--oxoglutarate transaminase 3-like
Exons: 13
Coding region: 4-1389 (461 amino acids)
Biological process (GO): biosynthetic process
Cellular component (GO): mitochondrion; cytoplasm
Molecular function (GO): L-kynurenine:2-oxoglutarate transaminase activity; pyridoxal phosphate binding
Source: RefSeq, a predicted model, not a curated record
UCAAUGUCUGGAAGGGUACUGUUAUCAAUUAUCUCCCUUAGGAAGUGCCCCCUGUGCCUGGAUAGAGUUAUCUCCCCUUUGAGAAUAACUUCUUCAUCAUGUCUGCAAUAUGUUGCUAAGUCAACCAUGUCUAGCAAAUUUGUUAUGGCGGAUCGAAUUCGUGGAACUGACAAGAAUGUGUGGGUGGAGUUUGGCCGCUUGGCAACAGAGCAUAAAGCAAUCAACCUGGGACAGGGUUUCCCAGACAUGCGUCCCCCACAGCACGUAGUUGACGCCCUGUGUAGGGCUGCCACCAGUGAUAAUGUCUACAUGCAUCAGUACACACGCAGUUAUGGUCACCCUCGAUUGGUCAGUGCCCUGGCCAAGCUGUACAGCCCUCUGAUUGGCCGACCAAUUGACCCCAUGACGAACACGCUUGUGUCAGUGGGAGCAUAUGGCGCCCUGUUCUGUACGAUACAGGGGCUUAUCAACCCAGGGGAUGAGGUGAUCAUUAUUGAGCCUUACUUUGACUGCUAUGAGCCUAUGGUCAGAGUAGCAGGAGGAGUGCCAGUCUUCAUUCCCCUCAGGCCGACAAAGAGUGGAAGCAGGCUCUCAAGUGCUGACUGGAAACUGGACCCUGAAGAACUGAGAAGUAAAUUCACAGCCAAGACAAAAGCUUUCAUUCUGAACACUCCAAGCAACCCAUUAGGAAAAGUAUUUUCACAAGAAGAGCUGGAAAUGAUAGCUAAUCUGUGCAUAGAAAAUGAUACCAUCUGUGUGGCAGAUGAAGUAUAUGAGUGGCUGGUGUUUAAUGGCAGUAAACAUAUCAAGAUAGCCUCCCUUCCUGGCAUGUGGGAGAGAACAGUGACAAUUGGAAGUGCUGGGAAGACAUUCAGCGUGACGGGCUGGAAGCUAGGCUGGGCUGUGGGUCCAGAGCCUCUAGUGCACGCUCUGCAGACCAUGCAUCAGAACUGUACCUUUACCUGUCCUACACCUCUACAGGAAGCUGUGGCAGAGGGGCUGGAGAGGGAAAUGUCUCUGUUUGGAAGCCCUGAGUGUUACCUCCAGUCUCUGGCGCGGGAGAUCCAGCCUAAGCGAGACGCACUGGUUGACCUGUUAGAGCAGUUGGGGAUGGUGCCCACGGUGCCCCAGGGGUCAUACUUCAUCAUGGCAGACUACUCUAACAUGAAUAUUUCAGUACCAGAUGAUGGCACCUCAGAUCCGGCAGACUUCAAAUUUGUCCGUUGGAUGACAAAAGAAAAGAAAGUCUCUGCCAUUCCGCCAUCAGCAUUUUAUUCCAAGGAGAACAAAGACUUAGGAGAAAAAUAUUUAAGGUUUUGUUUUAUUAAGGAAGACUCUACUCUGGAAAAAGCUGGGAAGAUUCUCAAGGAAUGGCAUGCCUCUCUUUGAUCCAACAUCUGCCCAUACUCAAUCUGAAUUAAAUGCAGAGCACUGUUUUGAUCAUAAGGUCUGUUUUAUGGACCCUAAUAAUAAUGAACAUAUUUGUGGCUACUGAUGUCACAGAGUUUUCUCUGGCCCUGAAGUAGGUAUUACUCUAAUCCUUCAACCUUUUUAUGUGUUCUCAAGAUGUUUAUUCAAGCAUAAAAUAGGCAUUAUUUUGUGUAGACUAAUAAAAUUACACUUUCCAAGAAGCCCUGAAGUUGACCAACACAAGUAGUGUAGUUUUGUAUCUAAAAUCAAAUUAAAAAUGUACAUAAAUUGUGCAGAAAGUUGCACUUUCAUAUGCAAAAAGGUUGAGAAAAUAGGGUAAUGUCAGAUUUCCAUUUUCAUACCCAGGUACACAUUACUGAGUACAGUUUACUCAGACCUGAGUAGUUUAUUCAGACGUGAACAUAAAGGUGUAAAGUUAAGUGACAUAUUUGGUCAGAUACUUUAUUAGUUCACAAUUCCAGUUCCCAAUAGACUAACUUGAAUGUUGUAAAUUAUGGUUAUUAAUAUGCACAUAGGAUAUCAGCAGUGGAACAUCAGCCUUGUGUUGUUGUGCCAUGCACAAAACAUGAUUUCAAAACAUGUAGUACGUUUUAAGCUACCAACUCUAACAUAAGCUACAUCAGUCCUGUACUUUGCUACCAACUCUAACAUUUACAUGUGCCUUAGAAUUACUCCCACUGUUAUUGGAGACCAACUCCAAGGUGACAACAUUAGCUACAUCAGUCCUGUACUUUGCUACCAACUCUAACAUUUACAUGUGCCUUAGAAUUACUCCCACUGUUAUUGGAGACCAACUCCAAGGUGACAACAUUAGCUACGUCAGUCCUGUACUUUGCUACCAACUCUAACAUUUACAUGUGCCUUAGAAUUAUUCGCACUGUUAUUGGAGACCUACUCGAAGGUGGCAACAUUAGCUACAUCAGUCCUGUACUUUGCUACCAACUCUAACAUUUACAUGUGCCUUAGAAUUACUCCCACUGUUAUUGGAGACCUACUCCAAGGUGACAACAUUAGCUACAUCAGUCCUGUACUUUGCUACCAACUCUAACAUUUACAUGUGCCUUAGAAUUACUCGCACUGUUAUUGGAGACCUACUCCAAGGUGACAACAUUAGCUACAUCAGUCCUGUACUUUCACAGGACAGCUAAAAAUCUAAAUAAGUGCGAAUUACAUCUGUAAUAUUUCAGAUGCAGUUUACCGUCGGUAGCCUUUUUUCUGAUACCCGGUCAUUUCCUGUAACGUUCUUAGUGGGAUUGUUUUCUGUGUGUGAAGAAAACGGUGAUGCAGUAUUAACCAGCAUUAAUUCACACUCAGGGCUGCUCUGCCGAAUUUUAUUGUUACAUGAAAACUCAUGGUGCUACCUAGCGAGCUUUAACCCUGGAACCUGUCUGUUAUGUUGAUACGUUUAUAUUUUAGCGUCUUUGUUUCUUUUGGAGUUUUUUUUUAUUAAAUGCUUUGUACUGUAUGAAGGCGUACAAGGAGCAAUUUUUGUCUUUCAUGUUUUAUUAACAUGGGUUAUAUUGGCAAAAGUCUCUACAAAAUUCUGUGUAGUUGUAUAUGAAUUUCUACCCUGUGCUAUUGACGUAAGAUCACUUGUAGUCAUGUAAAACCACCUCAACUUCAGACUCUUGAUUUGACUUGAUUAUUGUUAAAGUGUAGAUCGUUGACCUAAAAACUAAAGAAGAAAAAAGAAAGGUGUUUGACUUUAUCCCGCAUCAGACGAAAUACUCCGCUUUUGAUAGACAUCAACGGUCUCCAGAGAUACAGAUAUAUUUUCCUGCCUGCGAGUGGGUUAUCUCCCUUCCCUGUGAAUGGUCAUACAGCUGAAGCGAUUCACCAAUAUAUCGGUCUUCUGUAUUCAGCUGAUGGAUCUUUGCAGGAUGAAUUUGUUAUAUGGUGACUUGGUGAUUCGCAAAUGACGCCUGGUACAAUAUGAGGAUUAUUACCGCCAUAGAUUUGUGCAUCCUAUGACUGAGUAACCAUGAAGUCUUAACAAAUAGCAUUUGUCAGCAUUUGGUGUUAUAUAUGUGUGACCGUGAAUAGAUACUCCAUUGUUCUGAGUGCUGUUGUAUGUAUGUAAAGUAAAUAUAUACAUGUAGGAUUAUUAAAACAUUU